Messenger RNA from Conger conger (European conger), 2424 nucleotides. Its product is annotated as serum response factor-like. Gene Ontology annotation, biological process: positive regulation of transcription by RNA polymerase II. Bases 511 to 2271 code for a protein of 586 amino acids. Lineage: Eukaryota; Metazoa; Chordata; Actinopteri; Anguilliformes; Congridae. The transcript is spliced from 8 exons. Gene Ontology annotation, molecular function: DNA-binding transcription factor activity, RNA polymerase II-specific; serum response element binding; protein dimerization activity. The record is from RefSeq and is a predicted model, not a curated record.
UUGUAUCUCUUUAUAAGGCGGAAAGUAGAUCUUUAGUGUAUAUAGACGUUCGCAUUGUAAAUUUCGGGAGUAAAAUAUUUUACUUGUAUUUUUAUUGUUCUCACGCGACGAAUUGCAUUUAUUAGAAGAGUGGUACUGCUUGUGUGCCUUUGAGGCGGAAACCGGCGACAUCUUAAAUGUUUAUGGGGUGAACUACAUAACAUGGCGGAGUAAUCAGAGAGGCGUUAUGUGCGUUUUCCUUUUGGAGAAUGUGCGGCGAGUUUUGGAAAAAGGGGAGGUAGAGUUUGACUGUGCAGGGGUGAAGGGUCUUGAGGGAACCAUCACUUAGGGAAACUUGCGUUUGCUAUUUUUAAAGGGAUCCGGGACCCAUUUUAUUCUGUGGGAACCGUAGUUUGACCUGUUUGUUUACCUUUGGCAUAUCGGUGUGUGCGCCUAGCUGCAAUUUCACCAACAUACUCACACGCCCGGGGCUGACUGGCAUUUCAGAGACACGGCUCUUCUCCGAAUAUAAUGCUACCUAGCCAGGCUGGGUCGCCACCAACUGGAAACGGGUCCGCGUCUGGCAGGGGCAAUACUGUUGAAUGCUCUGGAGUGAUCGGUAGUAGGAUUCGGCCCGGCUUCGUCAGAGCAGGAUUAACGGCGGCCGUGGUGGGUGAUAGCAACGCGGUGGUAGGGCGACCGGGCGACGGGUCAGGGAUGUUGGGAGGAAACGGGUCCGGAAUGGGUUCAAGAAGUGGGGCUAGGCCGGGUAACGGAGCAGGAUUGACCACUUUACAGGGCACUGGGCAAGGUGCGAUCCCAUGCAUAAACGCUGGGCUGCCUGCGCCCGGGGGGCGGUUUGAUCCAGACAGAGAAAGUCUUCCCCAGGCAUACAGCGGCUCGGACGUUGACUCUGAUUCGGGGGAUGACGAUGAGCCCGGAGGUUCAGUCGGGGACAGCAGGAGAGGGGUGAAGCGGGAGAGAGCCGAGAUGGACCCCGCAGUUUUGGGACAGGAGGCGGGCGUGCAGCCCGGUGGCUAUGGUGUCUCUAGCGUCGUCGCCGCCGGAGCAAAACCUGGGAAGAAGACCCGUGGCCGAGUGAAGAUUAAAAUGGAGUUUAUCGACAACAAACUGAGGCGAUAUACAACAUUCAGUAAACGAAAGACGGGGAUCAUGAAAAAGGCGUACGAGCUCUCCACGCUGACGGGCACGCAGGUGCUGCUGCUGGUGGCGAGCGAGACGGGGCACGUGUACACCUUCGCCACGCGCAAGCUGCAGCCCAUGAUCACCAGCGAGACGGGCAAGGCGCUGAUCCAGACCUGCCUGAACUCGCCCGACUCGCCGCCCCGCUCCGACCCGUCCACCGACCAGCGCAUGAGCGCCACCGGGUUCGAGGAGACGGACCUCACCUACCAGGUGUCUGAGAGCGACAGCUGCGGGGAAACCAAGGACACUCUGAAACCGGCCUUCACUGUCACCAGCCUGCCGGGCACCACCAGUGGCUCCGCCCCGCCCACCUCCACCACCAUGCAGGUCAGCAGUGCCACCUCCUUCCCCAUCACCAACUACCUGGCCCCCCCCGCGCCCCCCCCCUCAGCCAGCAGCAGCGUGGGCAGUGCCAAUGGCAGUGUGCUGAAGACCGCCGCCCCCGGAGGGGUCAUGCAGCUCUCCAGCGGCUUCACCUUCAUGUCAGGUGCUGCCCCCCCUGGUGCCCCCACCAUUCCGCUGACUCAGCUGCAGCAGGGCCCCGCCUUCACUGCUUCCCCCGCCCAGGCGCCGCCCAGCCAGCAGGCCAUCUUCCGCUUCCCCGCCACCGUAGCUCUCACAGGGGCAGGAGUUCAGCAGCUGCAGGCCGUCCCGCUGUCCCAGCAGGGCUCCGGCAGCAGCAGUGACAGUACUGAGGGCUCCCAGGCCUGCAGCACCUCCACAGUGAGCGCCACCAUCGUCACAUCCUCUGUGCCCUCCUCCAUGGGGGGUCACAUGAUGUACCCCAGCCCCCACACCGUCAUGUACGCGUCUGCGCCUUCACUCACCGACGGCGGCUUGGCCGUGCUCAACGCCUUCUCCCAAGCGCCGGCCGCCAUGCAGGUGUCCCAUUCACAGAGCCAGGACUCAGGAGCUGUACCUCAGGUGUUCCUCUCAGCGCCCCAGGGAACGGUCCAGAUCCCCGUCUCUGCAGUGCAGCUACACCCCAUGGUGAUUGGUCAGCAGGCUGCGGGGGGCGGGGCCAGUAACCUGACAGAGCUGCAGGUGGUCAACCUGGACUCCACCCACACAGGAAAGGGGGACUGACCCCCCAGCACCCCCGGACUGACGUGCCAGACCCCCCAGGACACGGGCAUCUACAGACUCCCUGCCUGCUCCCCACACUCUGACCCGCUCAGCGUGAGCUCAAACGCACUGCUAGGGGGCUCUAAACACAGUCCCGGGGGGGUGUGGGGGACU